Messenger RNA from Bombyx mandarina (wild silkworm), 1247 nucleotides. It is a transcript of the gene mRpS29, whose product is annotated as mitochondrial ribosomal protein S29. The record is from RefSeq and is a predicted model, not a curated record. Gene Ontology annotation, cellular component: mitochondrial small ribosomal subunit; mitochondrial ribosome. Gene Ontology annotation, biological process: apoptotic process. Gene Ontology annotation, molecular function: structural constituent of ribosome. Lineage: Eukaryota; Metazoa; Arthropoda; Insecta; Lepidoptera; Bombycidae.
AGAAUAAUUUAAAAAGAAAUAAAAAGAAGUUAGGUUAUUUAGGUUAUGUUAUUGUUAUUUUAAAUAUUUAUUUAAAUAAGUGCGUUUAUAAUGUUUACCCGUAACUGGAAGCAUCUUUGUCGCCGCUAUUCUCAGGCAGUCACAUUCAGAACAAGUGAAAUCUAUCCUGCUCAACACAAUGAAAAUCAAAUAGGCUUCUUCUAUACUAUAAAGCCAGACCUGUGCAAGCAGUUGUUCAAUCAUGGUGGCUUACCAAAGAGUUUCAUGAAGCAGACAAAGACAUUCACUGAAACAGCCAUAAUGGUGCGGCAGCCUGCUUUGGAUGUAAUGGAUUGCAUCAGAGCCUCAGAUAUGAACAAGCCAGUUAUAAGAUAUGUACUCUAUGGUGAAAAAGGUUCAGGUAAAUCAUUGACAUUGGCCCACCUCCUACACUAUGCACUUGAAGAAGGCUACCUUAUUCUUCAUGUUCCAUGGGUGUCAGAAUGGUUACGAAGAACUCCUCGUCAUAAAGAAAUGACCAAUUCUCAGACAAAAGAAGGCUUUGUCGAUCUUCCCCUGGACGCCGCCGAGUGGCUGUUGCAUUUCAAGACUCAGAAUCAGGCAUUGCUGAAAAACUGUGAGUUUAAAAUCUCUAAAGAUUAUGAAUGGAGCAAGCGAGAGAAGACCGAAGCUGGUUCCCCCAUAGCGGCACUCGUAGAGCACGGCAUAAACAGAGUCAAAUACGCUUGUGACGUCAUCGAUGCACUCCUCCUAGAGAUCAAAAUACUUUCUAACAGUAAACAAUGCAAAACAUUCGUCGCUAUUGACGGCUUCAACAGUUUCUACUACCCAAUGACGCGACUGAACACGCCCACCAAGAAGAAAAUUAAGCCCGAAGAGGUGACACUGACCAAUUCGUUUCUGGAGCUCACUAAGAAUGAUUGGAACAAUGGAGUUGUAGUAUUAACAAUAGAUCAACUGGCUGUGCCAGACGAAAACCAGGAGAGUUUCCUACCCAGAUACUUGUUAUACAAAAAGGGCUUUGAACAUCUAGACCCCUUUGUGCCUAUCGAAGUAGGAAGAUACACAGAUAAAGAAUUCUUAUCUUGUGCGAAUUACUACAGAGAUCGUUUAUGGCUCAGAGGACCUUCUGAUCUGGAAACCGAAUUAAAAUUCACAAGUGCUAGUAAUCCUUAUAACUUUAUGUUACAAUGUGCUCCUUUGUAAUUUAAUGUAGAUUAAAUAAAUUGUAGCCAUAAUAAUACUUA